This is a messenger RNA of Staurois parvus, 468 nucleotides long. The record is from the annotation of a GenBank genome assembly. NCBI's taxonomy places the organism in Eukaryota, Metazoa, Chordata, Amphibia, Anura, Ranidae.
UAUAUAUAUAUAUAUAUAUUGCCAAAAGUAUUGGGACACCCUCCAAAUCAUUGGAUUCAGAUGUACCAAUCACCUCCAUGGCCACAGGUGUAUAAAAUCAAGCACCUAGGCAUGCAGACUGCUUCUACAAACAUUUGUGAAAGAAUGGGUCGCUUUCAGGAGCUCAAUGAAUUCAAGCUUUGUACCGUGAUAGGUUGCCACCUGUGCAAUAAGUCCAUCCGUGAAAUUUCCUUGCUACUAAAUAUUCCACGGUCAACUGUUAGUGGUAUUAUAACAAAGUGGUAGCAACUGGGAACAACAGCAACUCAGCUAUGAAGUGAGCGCGAUCAGCACAUGCUGAAGGGCACAGGGCACAGAAGUCGCCAACUGUCUGCAGAGUCAAUAGCUAAAGACCUCCAAACUAUGUGUGGCCUUUGGAUUAGUACAACAACAGUGUGUAGAGAGCUUCAUAGAAUGGGUUUCCAUGGC